AAUAUUUGAUCUAAUCUAGGCCGUCCAUUUCUCCGGCAGAAUCAUCCAAUACAAAAUUCAUGUGACAUAAAGAUCAAUCAUCUCUCACUCUUUCAAUUCAUUUUAGAUUGCGCCUUAUUCUCUUCGUCUUCUUCGAGAAACGUAAGAAUUCUAGGGUUCACAUAAUUCUUGGAGCAGAAUGUCUGGCGGAAUUGCGCGCGGGAGGCUGACGGAGGAGCGAAAGUCGUGGCGGAAGAAUCAUCCACAUGGUUUUGUGGCUAAGCCGGAGACUCUGCCUGAUGGUACAGUGAAUUUGAUGACGUGGCACUGCACGAUUCCGGGUAAGGCCGGGACUGAUUGGGAGGGUGGUUAUUACCCACUCACAAUGCACUUUAGUGAAGAUUAUCCGAGCAAGCCGCCAAAGUGUAAAUUCCCACCAGCCUUUUUUCACCCUAAUGUGUACCCAUCUGGAACUGUUUGCCUCUCAAUUCUUAAUGAAGAUAGUGGGUGGCGGCCAGCCAUCACAGUGAAGCAAAUUUUGGUUGGGAUCCAAGAUUUGUUGAAUGAGCCUAAUGCAUCUGAUCCAGCUCAAACUGAGGGGUACCAUAUGUUCAUCCAGGAUCUGGUUGAAUACAAGAAAAGGGUUCGGCAACAGGCGAAGCUCUACCCCCCUCUUGUCUGAAUACAUCUUUGUGCUUGCUGGUCAUUCUUUAGCUUUGAGGCAAACGUUGUUGCCGGAAAUUGUAUUGAUCGAAAGAAGAGUAACGUGUACUGCAGUGGAUGUGCUUAUAGUUACUGAACCAGCAUGACGCAUUAGAAACUUCUUGAUUGUGAAACUAUGGCCUAUGGGUAUUGUAUUUAGAUUGAUGUCGAAUGCUGUAUCAUAAGAUCGCUUUUACUUUAUUCAACUGUGAGGUAUGCGUGUUUUACUUCAGUUAUUCAA
Messenger RNA from Salvia splendens (bonfire salvia), 922 nucleotides. Its product is annotated as SUMO-conjugating enzyme SCE1-like. Bases 179 to 661 code for a protein of 160 amino acids. The transcript is spliced from 5 exons. NCBI's taxonomy places the organism in Eukaryota, Viridiplantae, Streptophyta, Magnoliopsida, Lamiales, Lamiaceae. The record is from RefSeq and is a predicted model, not a curated record.